GGGAGCAAGACGACACUCUAAUUUGACUCACCAACCCCUAAUCAAAUGGCGUUUUUGGCGCACUUGCCAUUUAUUGAAAUGGCGUCCAUAUGAUGUCAUAUCCUGGGCAGUAAUCGCGUGAACGAAAAGGAAAUAAGGCACAGACCGCCCCUUUUACUUCCUUUCCUUCCUCUGGCAGCGCGGAGAAAGGUAACGUGUUGGGGCCUUGCUCUCGAAAUUCAGCUACCGACCUAGCGUGGGUAAAACAAAGUCUCACCGAAACAUGCUGGUCUGUUAACUGAUUGUCCGUAGUCUAACUGGUCGGUGCUGCUGGUUUAGACAUGUUUAAUUUACAUGAGGGAGUUUCGGAUUAAGCUUCAGGCCUGGUGACUCUCUAUGAAGCAGGCUUGUGGGGUGGAAUGGGUGGCUGAUCUUUGCCGGCAUUAAUGUUUACUUUGAAGUGUCUGCAAACUUAAUAUCUCUUAACGCUUUGAUCAAUCAACUGUGUCUGGACACGUUUUCUUACGUGUAGCUUUAUGGGAAAAUAGUAAAGCGUUGUGGACGCGUUUAUGUGUGUGUUUUAACAUGGUGACAUUUUGUAAGAAGCGCGAGCGAACAUGCAGUUAGUAGCCAUCUUCCAAAAUUUGGAUGAGAGUGAGAAAUCCUUUUUAGGUCAGAUGUACAAUGCACUUGCAUUUAAGGGUGAGGAGGGGGUGUACUGGGGAAUGGUGUCUCUCAGUAUCUCUGGGUCUAUAAUAAAAUGGUAUACGAACAAUUUAACUCUUAUACUCUUUGAGUGUGAUAUGCAUUGUAUUUGUGGUUAAAGGGUUGCUGAAAGCAUUACAUUCACUGCAAGCACCCUGGUGCCAUUUCCUGCUAAUGGAGAAAAGUUUUACAAUGGUGUACCUUGGUAUCCAUGGGUGCUGAGGGUCCUCUAAUUGCCAGUACAUAUCUGGUAUCUGCAAAAGCCAGAUGCUGUACUAGUUCUUCAUUAGCUGAGAGUGUUAGUUGAAUGAAUGACACUUUGUGCUUAGAAAUAUUUUUGAGCUGCCUUAUGAUACCCUAAUGACGCUGCCGGAGAAGUUAAAAAGGAUUCAACUAUGUAGCGAAACUCUGCAAUAAUUUACAUACUCAAGGCACCAUGACGAUUUUAAAACCCUAACUGGUCCUUUAUUUUGCGUGUCAGACCUUGACAAUCAGGGCAUGUAAACUAAAGGGACACUGUAGGCACCCAGACCACUUCAGCUCAUUGUGUCCCAGUUGUACUUAAAACGUUUACAUUGCAGCUCUAAGUCUACCCACAGUAGCUGUCUUCCAGAAAGCAACUAGAGGGCUUCCUGUGUGGAAAUGAACAUUUUGGUCCGAUAUGACACUGGACGUCUUCACACUCCGAAUGAGGACCUCUAGUGUCAGAUUUUUUUUUUUUUUUCCCCAUUGGAAAGCAUUGAAUGAUGCAUUAUUUUUUUUUAAUUUAUUUUUUUUUAUGGGUAAACCUAAUGCGAGCGUGGCCAUUAGUGCGCAUGCCCAUUAGGUCUCCCCUGCUGACUGACUGCAUGGGCGGAGCCUGCUGAGUGACAUUGGUGUUGGAUUCAGGUAAGGGACUGAAGGCGAUUUAAGGCACUGUAGGGGUCUAUAGUACCAGGAAAACUUCUGUUUUCCUGGCACUAUAGAAUCCCUUUAAAUAAACUCUCAAAGAACUAUAACUACUACAGCCCACUGUAGUGGUUGUGUAAACACACAAACCCGUGUGUAACUGAUCAAAUUGUUUGCAAACUGUUGGACUACGUACCUCAAGGGCACCAGUCACUAUCUCCAAUGAGAGCUGGAAGGUUUUGCAAGAAACGUCCAUGAGCUCUUGUGAGCUAAGCACUCUUGUGCAGGACAGCUCAUUGGCAGUGUCUUGUCUGCUGUUUGCAGAUGAGCUAAUCUCUGCAUUGCUUGGCUUUGCUCAAUGCAGAGAGCUUUAGGCUUUCCUGGAGGUGGUGGCUGGUGCACCAGAUAAGUAGUCAAAAAGUUGGCAGUUUUUUUUUUUACCAUCAGAAAUUGUCGUGUUAUGUUAUAAAUCUAUGCAUAAUCUCAAUGACCAAAUAUACCUAAAACGUUGGCAAACAGUUUGACUGUUAACAUUGAGGUUGCCAGAGCACUCCUGGCACAAUAACCACUACAUAAUUUUGUAGUGCUUAUGGUGCUUUGUGUUCCUUUUAAAGAACACUAGCAUUAGGAAUACAAACCUGUCCCUAACUGUGUAUAGGUUACCCCCCUUUUUCAAUACACUUUUUUUUUUUUUUUUUUAAUAGCUACUCUCUCACUUUCCUUGGCACUGCUCACUUUUCAUUGCUUCCUCCAGCAAUGGUCCUAUUCAAAGCUCAUCAUAGAGGAGCAUUGGUGAUCUGAUGCUACACAUUCAGUGCCUAAUAGGGAAACUUUGAAUCCUGUGCUUUCACAUGUAACUGUUUCUGUUAGUGCAGCCAAAACACCUCUAGUGGCAGUCAGUAAGAAAGCCACUAGAAGUGAAUUUAACCCUGCAAUGUAAAUAUUGCAGUUUCUGAAAAGAAGAAAAAUAUGCAAUGUUUUACAUUGCAGGCUUAAAAUGGCAGAACAUCUGCACUCAGGUUACUUUAAUAGUCUUUUAUAGCAAUUUUGUUGCAUCUAAAAGUAUUAAGACAUAAAGACCAGCAUGUAAGGUUUCUUAUCUGGAAGGAGUGUUACAAUUUCAGGCUUGUUGUGUCCCUUUUAAAGGAGUAGUCUGCAAGAUGUUAGUGAAUAAUUGUUUUGAAGUUGAUCGAAAUUUAGCGUUAAUAGUUGCAAAGAAUGGUGAACUCCGUAAAUUUAGGUUUUCAGAAUAUUAAAUUGCUAUGAGAAAUCGUAACCCUGAACCUUCUGUUACAUUACUACACAAUUUCUUCUCCUAACAUGUAACUUUACAAUAAAAUUUUAACUUUUUUUUUUUAACUUAUUUUAGUGUCCCAAAAUGUCUGCUCACUUGCAAUGGAUGGUUAUUCGAAACUCCUCAAGUUUCCUUAUCAAGAGGAAUAAUCAAGUUUAUAGCACGGUAAGCAGAUGCAAUAUCUUCAUUUAAAAACGGAAUAGUGAUAUUCAAUAAACAAAUGUAUAUUCCUGGCACUAUAUAGGUCUUCAUAACGGUUUACACACCUCUUAUACUUCAGGUUAAAAAGGUGAUUCACUCCCUUUUCUUAGUGCUGUGUGGGCCUGGUUGUGGAUAAUCCUGCCCCCUUGGCUUGGAUCGUCACUCUUGAUGAUCUUCGCUAAUCUAAUGCUUUCCUAUUGGUGGCAAAACGCUGCACCGUUCAACAUCUACUCAGCGAUGCAGUGACUCAGUGCAUCUCUAUGGGGAAAAUUCAGUGUCUGUUUAUAGCCUGGCAACGCUGAACGCCAGUGGAUAUGCAGCACAAGAAGCACCUCUAGUGACUGCCACUGGGGUGUCCCUAGCCAGUAAUGUACACAUUCUAUGAAAAUGCCUGUAUGGUCAGGCUGUACUUGUUCUGGUGAUGAUAGUGUCACUUUAAGCUUCAUGUGGAGUGUUCUAGAAUUGCUAUAACUUUAGUUCAGAGCUGCAUUAACAUGUUGCUGGCUUAAGUGCCCAAACAUUGCUUACACAAUUCUGAGUUGUCUUAAAAACUGUUUUUGUGAGGCAAAUGUUUUGUUUAGCAAAAUACUACUUAUUUGAAAAGUGCUUUCUGCUGGAAAUUGUUGCAGUCUAAUUCAUAACCCAUUUUUCCAUGUAUUCACUAGCAAUUUGGCUGUUGUGUCUAUGAAUUAAUAACUAAACAUUUCUCACAAUUUUAAUCUUUUCUUGAAGGGUUUCUCCAAUCUAUAUCAAUAUAGCUCUGUGUUGAAUGCUGCACAUCACUCCCAUCACCAUGACUACUUUAAAAAGCAGAAAUGGUCAAGGGGAUUGAAGUAACCCUUUAAAUUACUGUCAUCCUGCUUCUGAUCUAUAUUUGUUGUUCAUUGCUACUUCUGUUUCUUUUUUCAUCUGUACCCAUCUCUCUACAUGUGUUAGAUUCUCUUUCUAGCCAUCCUCUUUGUCUAUGAAACACUGUCUACAUUUUGAAUUGAAAUUUCAGUCAGCGUGGCUAAAAGAUGUUUGUUCAGAGUUGGAUUAAAGGGACACUAUAGGCACUAAAACAACUUUAGCUUAAUGAAGCAGUUUUUGGUGUAUAGAUAAUGCCUUUGCAGUCUCGCUGGUCAAAACUAUGCCAUUUGUUUACAGAGCAGGUGAUACAAACUUCUAAAGCAAGUUAACACCUGAUUUAAAUUAACCAUUCUUUUCAUGCAAGCUGUGUCUCACAGCAAUGGGAGGCGUGGCUAAGGCUGCAUGGCCAGAAACACGUGAUUUAAAACAAAUGGUGGAAUAUUGAGCAGAGAGGCUGCAGGGGCAUUAUCUACAUGACCAAACUGCUAAAGUUAUUUUUAUGCCAAUAGUAUCACUUUAAAUUUGCCUUUCGUACACACUAAGUGUGCUGCUUCUUGCCUUGAGUGAUUCCUAAUGGGAGACUGGUAAGUGAUAGAUAUCUAGGGCAUCUCCUUGCCGUAGAGUUCUUGUUGGAUCUCCCAUAGACCACCCAUUUUGGACUCUAGUGAUUUCUCUACUUAUUAAAAAAUCUUUACCUUUGCAUUCAUCCCUGUGCUAAGGGCAUUUGGAUUAAAAUAUUUUUAUGUUGUAAAUCAAACACCUGCACCUAAUUUUGGUAAGUUUCAUUGACAAAUUUUUUGUUCUGUGCCACUAGGAACCGAACAACCUUAAGGCUCGGAACUCAUUCAGGUACAAUGGCCUAAUCCACAGGAAAACUGUUGGUGUAGAACCUGCUGCUGAUGGAAAGGGAGUAGUUGUCAUUCUGAAAAAGCGUGCAGGUAAUGUGUGUUUUAUUUUUUACAUUUUGUCUUCACCCUUCUGACCACACAUUAAAACCCUACACUGCAAGACAACUAGCCUCUCCUAUUUGCUGUGAUUGAUCAUUGAUGUUUGGGGACCUGUUACUGUUGUAGUGGGAUCUCAUAACUGCACCUACCCUGUUAUAGAUCCAGAUAUUCUAAACUGCUGCUUUUUAAAUGAUCCUCCAUGCCUAGGUCUCUACCUACAGCUCUUGAUGUAAACUCUUGCCCACUCAUCUGUCUGACCACUUCUUUGAUUCUACUCACCACAAUUCAUCUUUUCCUCUUCUUUCUCAUGGUGCUUUACUUUUAAUUUUUUAAAGGAAAACUAGAGGGUCAGGAACAUGAACAUGUAGUCCUCCUCAUCCUAUAGUGUUAAAACAACGAUCUGCCCCUUAACCCCUGAAAUAUAGUAAAAUAUUUCCUUUAUUCCCGUUUGCUGGUGCUGACUCUGCCUCCUUGGCUGUUAGGAAAAAGCAUUAGAUUGCCUGAGAUUGUCAAUUCUGACGAUCUAAUCCAAUGAUGUGUGGGGGCGGGCGCUAAACACCCCUUUACCAAUCAGCAUCUUCUCAUCAAGAUGCAUCAAAUCAAUGCAUCUAUUUGAGAAAAGUUCAGUGUUUGCAUGCAGUGGAUGGUGACACUGUGCAGCACUGCCCCAGGAAGCACCUCCAAUGGCUGUCUGAGUAGUGGCCACUUGAGGUAGCUUGUGUAGAUAGUUGCAUUUUUCAAUUUGUGCAUCCCAACUUUUUGAGACCAUUUUUCUUUUUGCACUUACUGACACUUUAAUCUUUUGUUACCCCCAUUUGGAAAUUUAUGAAUUGUUUUUUCUAAUUCAUCACACUGGCUUCUCUUCCGCUCUCCAAUGCUGACAGAUUGAAAGGGAAGAGCUUGUUAUAAUAGGCAGCCAUGAUGGAUAUGCCCCGUUGCAGGUUAAACCUAAAUAUUUUGAAUAUUUCCAUUUUUAACUUUGUGUUUUAAGUAUACACAAACCUAUUUUUACAAAAUUAGAUUAAGUGGAAGCUAAUAUGGAUCCAAAAAUGAAUCUUAGGGCAGUGAAGGGGUUAACCCUAGUUGAGGAAUACGGAUAAAAAAGAAACACUGUUCUAUAUUUAGAUAGAUUAAAGGAGCACUAUAGGGUCAGGAACACAAACUUGUAUUCCUGACCCUUUAGGGUUAAAACCGCUAUCUGGGCCCUCAUGCCUCCAUAAAUAUAGCAAAAUCUUACUGUAUUCAAGCCUGAAGCUGUAGCUCUGCAUGCUGCUUGCCUCAGAAAAACAAGCAGUCUGCUGACAUCAGGAGUGGUAGCCUGAUCCAAUCACAAUGCUUCUCCAUAGGAUUGUCUGAGAUUGACAAGGAGGCAGAGCCAGCACAAUUCAAACACAGCUCUGGCCAAUCGGCAUCUCCUCAUAGAGAUGAAUUGAAUCAAUUAAAUUAAUUGAAUCAAUGAAUCUCUGAGGAAAGUUCAGGGUCUGCAAGCAGAGGGAGGAGAUACUGAAUGUUUGAAUGCAUUUUAGGCAGCCAUGACCCAGGAAGGAUCCCUAACAGCCAUCUGAGGAGUUGUCAGUGAAGUGAUCAGUAGGCUGUAAUGUAAACACUGCAUUUUAUCUGAAAAGACUGUAUUUACUGCAAAAAGCCUGAAGGUAAUGAUUCUACUCACCAGAACAAAUUCAACUAGAAAAGCUACAAUUUCUGGUGAAAUUGUGUGAAGUGUUCUUGCCUCCACCAGUAGUCUACAACUGGAGUGGGCGGAGUAACUGUUAUCAUUUAUAUAGCACAUUUAAUUGCAACGUUGUUGCACAGUUACAUUAAACCAUACAUUUAUAAAAACAUUAGCAGGUGUUCAAAAGGCCCUGUCUAUGACAUCACUUGCUGCUGCAGCCUGGCACAGGUCAGAGUAUUUUGGCAGUUGCCAUCUAAAAACAGUCGUAUUUUAAAAACUAUCAAUCCUACAGCGAAGAGCUUUAUAUUGUGAGAAUCACAAGACCCAGACCUACAUUUAGAUGCAUAGUAUGUCUCUGAAGUAUUAAAAAUGAAGGCACAGUCGCAGUUUAGUAAUUGCACUUCAAAUUUGAGCUUUGUAAAGUGAAGUUUCAAUGAAUGUCAAUGGACGGCGUGAGUUGCAAACAAAUGAUUAUAUUGUGAAAACUAUCAGGACUAUGGCUUAGCCGUUGACUUGUUUAGUGGCAGCAGGGAUAGCUGAACGUUUUGUUAUAAGAUUUGUGUAGGUGGGCCUGAAAAUAAGGGAGUGGUGGCAGUUUAGAAAUCAUGUCCUGAUUUUUCAGCUUUUGCCAGCUCCCACUCUAGCUUUACCAUUCAUUCCUAUGGGACAAAUUUCGCCACAAGAACGACGAUAUUCCGUGAACCAUUCGGCGAAACGUUCCACAAAGUAAUAGCAAUCUGAUCGGGAACAAUCUGCACGUUUUGGUAAAUUUUUGUCUAUGUAGUGUAAAAACUGUGGGAGGAGUUAGGGUGGCAAAUUUUGCUAUAAUAUUAUUAAUAUUAUUAAUAAUAAUAAUAAUAAUAUUAAUAAUAAUAAUGAUAAUGAUAAUAAUGAUGAUAAUGAUAAUAAUGAUGAUAAUGAUAAUGAUGAUAAUAAUGAUGAUAAUGAUGAUGAUAAUGAUAAUAAUAUAUAUGUGAGAACAUUAAGUGGUCUUGCUAUGCAAGAACACUUAAUAAUAUAUAUAUGUGAGAUAACAUUAAGUGGUCUUGCUAUGCAAGAACACUUAAUAAUGAGAUAACAUUAAGUGGUCUUGCUAUGCAAGAACACUUAAUAAUGAGAUAACAUUAAGUGGUCUUGCUAUGCAAGAACACUUAAUAAUGAGAUAACAUUAAGUGGUCUUGCUAUGCAAGAACACUUAAUAAGCUGUAGUUGUUCUGGUGACUAGUGUCCCUUUAAUCUUAAAACAUAACUGUUUUAAUAAUGAAAUAUAUAUAAAAGUAGAAAGCUAAAUUUUAAAAUGAAAGUUAUUUAAAUAAACCUAAAUAUUCUCCCUUUCCCCCUCCCCUCUUUGGGAUGGGGAAAUAUUUUGAGAGAAUCACUUUAUAGUGAAUUUGCUAUUUCACAUUGCAUGCAGUUUUGACAACUGUUUAGGUGAUAUGCAUUCACUGCUUGGCAUAUCUCUUGGAUCUUAGUACUUUGUAACAGUUGCAAAAGAACCUUUCAGUUCAAUUUGUAUUUAUGCUCUUCAUGGUGUUAUUAGCAUCGCUAUACUUUCUUGCAACAUUAUUCAGUUACAUAGUCUAGUUCUAAUCUGAAGAUCCUGUAUUUAUGCUCUCCCUCGGAUAUAUUCACAGUAAAUUAAAGUUUCGUGUUGUAGAUGGAUCUUCAGAUUAGAACUAGACUAUGUAACUGAAUAAUGUUGCAAGAAAGUAUAGCGAUGCUAAUAACACCAUGAAGAGCAUAAAUACAAAUUGUCUGAACUGAAAGGUUCUUUUGCAACUGUUACAAAGUACUAAGAUCCAAGAGAUAAGCCUAGCAGUGAAUGCAUAUCACCUAAACAGUUAUAACGGAGUUGUCAAAACUGCAUGCAAUGUGAAAUACCAAAUUCACUAUAAAGAAAUUUUUCUCAAGAUAUUCUCCCAUCCCAAAGGUCUGCUAAAAACUCCAAUCUUUUUACAAAAUUGAAAAGAUGGAGAUUUGGAUAACUGUUAUUGAUAGUAUGCGUUGAAAUAUGAUUGAAAAUUAUCUAAUAGAUAUGCUUCUAUUCAUCUGUGCCUUCGAGGGCAACUAUACAUUUCUAAACUAGCUCCCUAACGAAAAAAAACCCUGCAAGAAGCAAUUGAGAAUCCACUAGAUUGCAUGUAUUUCUCGGCAACAUAUAAUCCGCCUUGAUUUGCAGUGGGCUAGACAGCCCGAAGCCCCAGCCACCCAAAGUAUUUUAAAUAAAUUAGAUAAGUGCGUCUAAUAGUAACUGCUAAAGUAGGCAAGGUAAGGAGAAUUGCUAGAGAGGCUGAAAUGAAAAUUAUUUCAAUAACUUUUCAUUUAAACAUUUAGCUUUCUAUUUUUAGAUAUUUAAUUAUUCAAAGUUAUGUUUUAAGAUUAAUAUUUAUCUAAAUAUAGGACAGUGUUUUUCUUUUUUGUUUGUACUCACAAACCUUUUUGUUAAAUAUAGGGGAACAAUAUCGAAAAUGCUGGGACAUGACUAUUCCAUUUUAAAAACCUUAAAAUGGUAAACUAGUCUAGGAAAAAUAUUUUAAACUAAACAAAUUUUGGAUCAUUGGCAAAAAAGUCAUCAUGGGCUUAUGCUGUGUUGGGAAUCACUACCCGGUGUCAAUAACAAGGCAAUUUACUAGGGAUCGACCGAUAUUUUUUUUUGUUUGUUUUUUUUUGUCUGUGUUUUUUUUGUUUGUUUUUUUUGUUUUUUAGAGCCGAUAUCAGUCUGUGAACUUUCAGGCCGAUAACUUGCCAAUAUUCUGUACGUUUACCAUUUUGAAAAAAUAAACAAUUUCUAAAGGUAAAUGCACAAAAUAUACAUGCCACAUGUAGUGGACACAGUGUGUUUAGACAGGGGAGCUGUGUGUUUGUCUAGUGGGUGCACUGUGUAUGCGAGGCUCUGAAGGGAUGUAAUUUGUGUCCAUUUAAAUGUAGUACUCAUUUGGCAAAAGACAAAACAAAGCUUUGCUGAGAAUGCUAGCAAAUGUUUACCCUGCCUGGAAUCUGAUUGAAACUAUGCUGCUCUUAUCUCUUUGAAUUUUCAGAAAAUCAUCUCUGCACUUGUUACCAAUUUUAUUCUUAAUAUUUAUUUGAUUUAAUAUUUUUUUUGUUCCCACCUCCCUGCUUGUUACCUGGCCAGUGAGGGGGAAUAUGGCAUUCCCUGGUGGUCCAGUGGCAUGGAUGUGCAGUGGGGGGGCCGGCAGCAAGCUGUUACUUGCCUUUCCAGCAGCUCACUUCAUCUCUCUUCGUAAAUCUCGCGGCCUGCGUGCUGCGCGCAGCGUUGCUAUGGUAACCCGCAGGACUCGUGAGAUUUGACAUGGGAGCUGAAGGAGCUGCUGGGAGGGUAGUAAUGAGCCCAGGGAUCCUGGGAGGUAUUAUCGGCAAUAUCUGUAUCUAUAUUGGCCGAUGCCGAUAUUGCCGAAAAUACAGAAUAUCGGUCGAUUCCUACAAUUUACUCCUCUGAUCAUGUAACCUCAACUGCUGUCUAUUACUUGCUGCCCAAUUCUAAACUUUUCCUGCAACUGUCAUUCACCAAGCCUUAUUCUUCUUACAACUUCCAAGCCACGCAGAAAUAUAUAAUGAAGCCCUUGAUUAAUAAGCAUGUCAUUAAGAUCUAAACAUUUGUGCAUUAAAUUUUGAGUGCCAAGAUUUUACUGCACAAAUCUGCUGUAUGACUUGUGCACUUAAUAUACAUUUAGAUACCAUCAGAUCUUAUUUUUAAAUUUGCUGACUGCAGCAAUAAACUAUUUUAAAAUUGCAAUAAACAAAAAGUAAUCUGUAAUGGAACGCUUUUUAUUUUGGUAACAAUGAUUAACUUUUUGUAGGUCAACGCAAACCUGCUACAUCCUAUGAAAAAAUAACCAUCAACAAGAACUCCCGCGCUACUUUAAGCAGCUUGCGCCACAUUAUCCGCAAGAAUAACUACAGGAAGGACCUCCGCAUGGUGAGUGAGAAAAUGCAUAUUAUCCUUAACACUCCAAAGAAGAAAAAUCUUUCAAUGCAUCACUCUCUUUUUACUAUUUUAAGGAGGAUGCUCUGUCAAGAAAAUAUAAAGUUAUUGCCUUAAGAAAACACUCUAAAUACCAUAACCAUUCAAGCCACUCCCUGCCUCCGCCACAGCUACAGGAGAGCUGAAGCUCCUGUUUAAGUACUGUAUUUUCUGGCGUAUAAGAUGACUUUUUAACCCUGGAAAAUCUUCUCCAAAGUCGGGCAUCGUCUUAUACGCCAGGUAUAGGCCCUGCGCCCCCAUCGCCUGCCUUUCUAAUGCUGCAGCCGCCUGAGCGCUCCAUAGAGAGCGCUCAGACGGCUGCCGCACUGCCUCUCUUCUCACCUCCCCUUCCCUGUGCAGAGUGGGUGGCCGAGCUCCCCUUCGUCCUGUCAGUCCGGCCGGGUACCGCUUUUUUUUAUAUUUUUUUUUUGUUUUGUUUUUCAAAUCAGUCAUCCCUUGCUGAUUCCGUGACAUUUUUUAUUUUGUUUGUUUUGACUUCUGGUACAUUUAAUGGUCACUCUAAGAAUCGGCUUUGCAUCAUUACAAUGUUAUGAUAAUAGAAUAAUAGUAUGAGUAGUACCCUGUUAUCACAGAAUGCUGUAUUCCUGCAGCAUAUACACUCACUAGUUAGAAACCUGCUCUUCGAUUACCACAUCUCAAGGUGUUCUACAUAUAGAUCAGGCUUCCCCAAACUCAGGCCCACCAGAUGUUGCUGAACUACAACUCCCAUGAUUCUAUGAAUGAAAUAGGCUGAGAAUCAUAAACUUGGUGUAACCUCAUAUUCAGCGGUCUUGGCAGUGCGAAAUGGGAUUUAAACUACAUAGCACAUUAAGAUUGUAAACUUGUUUGAGCAGGGCCCUUUUCACCUCUUGUCUGAGAUAUUUGACAAGUCAUUUACCUACAGAAUAUAACAAUGUUAUAAUUUUAAAGCACUGGAAUGUGCUAUCACUAUGUAUAUAACAAUAACAGAACUUAUUUUGUCAAUAGCUUAUAAAAUUGUGGUUACAUUAGAAAUCAGCACAUUUUGUACUGGAUGCUAGAGCUCGCUGGGAUACAGUGUGCCUUAAUUAUCACCUUGUAGGAAGCCACUGAAAGUCUGUUGGGCUGAGAGGGCAGGCUUGAAAAGUUGCAUUAAGCAGGUCUGGAGUCUUGUUCAAUUCUCCCUACCAAUAUUUACCACCAAAGAAAAGUGCAGAAAAAAAGUACAUCUACUAGUGAAGUCAGUGGAGUGUUUCUUUAAUCUUGGCUAUCUGCACAAAUAUGAACUUUGUUAUUGAAAUGCUUACUUUUUCUAAGAUCUCAUGCUUUAUUCUCGUGGGGGGGGUCAUUCCCUGUCUAUGUAAGCAAACUACAUAACCUGCAUUCAUUUCAUGUCAGCAAGGUUUAAAGGGUUAUGUGUUAUCCCUCGGUAGGCUAACCUCAUUACAGCAGCCUUGGCAAAAGCCUGUUGAGAAAUGCACAGGGAGUGACUGACUGAAUUUUUAGCAUUGUGAGGAUUAAAGGGACAGUAAGCACCCAAGACAACCUUAUCUCAUUUUUUGGGCUGGUGAUGCAGGGGCAGAAGAACCCUGUAGUUUGGAAUGCAUUGUAUUUCAAACCCUAAAGUGUAUCCCUUUAAAUGGGUUGGGCACAUACAUUUAAAGGGACCCUAUAGUCACCAGAACUACAGCUUAAUGCAGUUUUUCUGGUGAGUAUAUUAGCUCCCUUCAGGCAUGUUCAUGUAAACACUGCCUUUUCAGAGAAAAGGCAGUGUUUACAUUGCCCCUAGGGACACCUCCAAGUGGACACUCCUCAGAGGGCCUCUGGACAGCUUCCAGGCUCGGGGCUGCAUAGUAGGCAGCCCUGCCGUUCAGCGUCCCCCACACUCUGCAUGGGGACGCUGAAUUUUCCUCAGGCGAAUUGAUUUAAUGCAUCUCUAUGAGGAGGUGCUGAUUGGCCAAAACGGUGUUUGGUCCUGCUCCCUUGCUGUUUUUAGCCACUCCAAUGCUUUCCCCAUGGGAAAGCAUUAGAUUGGUUAAAAAUCAGCAAUUUGAUGUCACCAAGGGGGGUGUGGCCAGCGCCGGCAGACCCGUGAUGAGCUGAAAAUAAGUUGUUUUAACCCAUUCUGAGGUGGCUACGGGCAGGGAAAGCCACCUAACUGGUGGGUUUUCACUAUAGGGUCAGGAAUACAUGUUUGUGUUCCUGACCCUAUAGUGAUCCUUUAACUCACUGCAGCAAACUUAGAACUAUGAAGAUCUGACUGAGACCAGUAGUUAUUGGAAGUCUGUGCAGGGAGAGAAACUAAUUUGUGUCUAGAUCUGCAUAUAGUUGCCAGAACAACUACAUCUUUAGAGUAGUUUUGGUGUGUUUAGUAUGUCUCUGCAAGCCUUUUGUUUGGAGAAAAGGAAGUGUUUACAUUAUUACCUAGUAAUCUCUCUGCAGUGUGCAACACUGACAUUCAGCGUCUCCACGACGUUAGGUGUCAAGUUCAGUUUAAGGGGGGAAAAAAUAGAGAUCUCUAUACACAUCACUCAGCAGAUUAAUCUUGCCAACACAAGGUGGCAGUCUGUGUUAUAAAAUUACUGACCACAAUGCUACUGUAAAGAUAAUCUAUAUUUUAAUUGUAAGGUCAAAUUGUUUCUUCUUGGGGUUUUUUUUUUUUUGAGUGCUUGUUAAGGUAGUAGUUGGGAGCUUGGAUCUGUGGAAUAAACCAAAAAAAUUUUUUAAUACAUGUGAUUACCAUUGUAAACUUUUUAUCAUGUAAUGAUCUGAUGCAAAAUAAAGUUCCACCUUUUUUCAUUCCUCUAGGCUGCUCUCAGACGUGCAAGUGCUAUCCUAAAAAGUCAGAAACCUGUUGUGGUGAAAAAGAAGCGCACCCGAACUGCCAAGACUGCAUAAUUUGUUCUGCAGAAUGCAUAAUAAAAAUGAUUCUACAAACCUGAACAUGGGAGUGUUUUUUUUUUUUUUUGUUUUUUUUUCUUCCUUUGUGGUUUAUAGUCUUUGUGCCAGUAAUUUCUUACUUUUAAAUUUGUGAUGCU
Molecule: messenger RNA, 13534 nt
Organism: Pelobates cultripes (western spadefoot toad)
Lineage: Eukaryota; Metazoa; Chordata; Amphibia; Anura; Pelobatidae
Source: the annotation of a GenBank genome assembly